AUGACACUGAACUUGGAGCCCGGGUCUUGCUGGCCCACUGCAAGUAGGACACCGACCUCUGAGCUGAACAGUCUCUUUGAACAAAAGACAAAUAAGGAACCGCAGCGCAUUUACAAGGUUGUCUUCAUCGGAGACUCCUCUGUUGGCAAGUCGAGCAUCAUCCAAGCAACCACUGGAGGAGGCUUUUCGGAGUCAAUCAAGAGCACAAUCGGCCUCGACUUCCGUGUCAAAACCCUCAACUGCGACGGCGUCAACAUUGUGCUACAGCUCUGGGACACGGCCGGACAGGAACGGUAUUCAAAUAAGCAUAACUUUAUAACCAUUGCUUCCCUUAAUGACAGGCAAUCAAAUACUUGCACCAAUAUUGCUUGGGGCCUAUGUCAUCUGUGA
Messenger RNA from Protopolystoma xenopodis, 390 nucleotides. The record is from the annotation of a GenBank genome assembly. Lineage: Eukaryota; Metazoa; Platyhelminthes; Monogenea; Polystomatidea; Polystomatidae.